Messenger RNA from Paramuricea clavata, 717 nucleotides. NCBI's taxonomy places the organism in Eukaryota, Metazoa, Cnidaria, Anthozoa, Malacalcyonacea, Plexauridae. The record is from the annotation of a GenBank genome assembly.
AUGUGGAUGAAUGUUCCAGCGGAUUGGACAAUUGUGGCAGUAAAUCUCAAUGUAUCAACACCAUUGGGAGUUUUUCAUGCAGAUGUAACCAUGGUUAUACCGGAAAUGGCGUGACUUGCACUGGUAGGUGAUGCAAUCUGGCAAGUCAAUACUGCAAUGUGCUUUUUUCUUCAUUUCUUAUAUUUGUAUAUAGACAUCGAUGAAUGUUCCCUAUCUAUUGACAACUGUCGCCAAAACUCAAGCUGCAUCAACACUUAUGGAUCUUUUUCCUGCAGUUGUGAUAGUGGAUAUUCUUGGAAUCGGACAAUUUGCGAAGGUAUAAAACAUUUGCAAUAUUACGUCUAAAAGAUAAAUUUCCAUUAUUGUAAUUAAGAAACUAACCGUCUACAAAAUUAUUUUGACAUAUUUUAGAAUUGUGAGACAUCAUUGUACAUUUUCCCCAAUUUUUAAAUUUAUACUUGCAAUUAUGAUUAAAUGCGGUAACUGGAUUUAAUUCGUUUUGCAGCGAUAUCUCUCAGGUUACAAGGCCCAUCAAGUCAACGUGGUAAAGGCCGUGUGGAAGUAUUCUACAGAGGACAAUGGGGAACAAUAUGUGAUGAUAGUUGGGAUAUAAACGAUGCUGCAGUUGUAUGUCGUCAGCUUGGUUAUCUAAAUGCUUAUGCAGCUCUUGGAGGGAACUCUGUUCCCGAUGGUUCUGGCAAGAUUUGGUUAGAUGAG